Messenger RNA from Zophobas morio, 672 nucleotides. Its product is annotated as protein FAM50B-like. Gene Ontology annotation, biological process: chromatin organization. The record is from RefSeq and is a predicted model, not a curated record. The transcript is spliced from 6 exons. Gene Ontology annotation, cellular component: nucleus. The annotation marks the transcript as partial. NCBI's taxonomy places the organism in Eukaryota, Metazoa, Arthropoda, Insecta, Coleoptera, Tenebrionidae.
AAAGAUAAAAAGUCGCUUAAGAAAGUCGUCGUGUCUUUUGAUGAAGUUGAGAAUAAUGAAGAUUCGGAAAACUUUUGCCUCGAUUUUAAAAUUAAAAAGGAUCCGACAGUCGAAACCUCUUUUCUGCCGGACCAAGAAAGAGAGCUGGAAGAAGAACUUUUAAGAGAAAAACUUCGUAAAGAGUGGAUUGCGCAACAGGAAGCCAUCAAAUUAGAGCUGAUUCAAAUUGUGUACUCGUACUGGGACGGGUCGGGUCAUCGCCGCGAAGUCGAAGUGCGAAAAGGAAAUACCAUUAAAGAGUUCCUGGAGAAGUGCUUAGCAGGACUGCAAAAAGACUUUUACGACAUGAGGAAUGUCGCAGUCGACAGCCUCAUGUACAUCAAAGAAGAUCUGAUCAUCCCUCACCAUUAUACUUUUUAUGACUUCAUUCUAAGCAAAGCCCGUGGCAAGUCAGGCCCUUUAUUUAAAUUCGAUGUGCAUGACGAUGUCCGACUGCUGAGCGAUGCUCGAAAGGAAAAAGACGAGUCGCACGCAGGCAAAAUAGUACAGCGCUCAUGGUACGAAAAAAAUAAGCAUUUAUUUCCGGCCAGUCGUUGGGAAUUGUACGAUCCUGAGAAGUCUUAUGGAAAAUAUACUAUUAGCGAUAAGAAUAGUAGAAGAAUAAAAACAUAA